Chironomus riparius is the source of this 2256-nucleotide messenger RNA. The record is from the annotation of a GenBank genome assembly. NCBI's taxonomy places the organism in Eukaryota, Metazoa, Arthropoda, Insecta, Diptera, Chironomidae.
AUGUAUGUUGAGCAUAAUAAUUUUGGAUAUUACACAAGUCAAAAUGUUAAAGUUAAAGACAUUGAUUAUGCUCUAGAACAAAAGCCAUCAGAAAAUCCAACACCACCAAUUUUGAAAAAGAUCAUGUACCCUGACGUCAAUGUUAAACUUUUAAGUCCUAAUGGAAUACGCUUUUCGAUCGAAGAAGACGCAGACAUAAUAAACAACGUCAAAUUAAUAAUUUUUGCAUCAAAAGCCAUCGCUAAUAAUUCAAAAUUAAUUGAAGUGCCACUAAUAAAAACCGAUAAUGGAAUGUGGAUUUAUGAGCUGCCGACUACACCAUUAAAGGCUGACGAUUUUAUCGAAUAUUGGUUAUAUGGCGAAAGAUAUGGCGUGGGAUUUUUCACUAAUCAUGUAAUUCAAUUAAAAGAUUUGCAAGUCUAUCAACCUGAUGAGAUGUCAAAGUCACUUACGACAGAUACCUUGAAGGUGGCAUAUCCAGAUGUUGAUAUUUUAAUGAUCAGAGACGAUUGGAUUCGAUUCUCGUUGCAAGAGACAUCUGACGCCUACACCUCAGUCAAGAUCCUCUUUUUCGCGCCAAUAUAUAAAAAUUCAAAAUUUAUUGAAUACGAUCUAAAUCGAGACGAUAGUGAGAGAUUAUGGAUUUAUGAGAUGCAAAACGUCCCUUUGAAGUUCAACGAUGUUAUCGAAUAUUGGAUUUACGCCGAGAAUUCAAAUGUUGGCUUCUUCGACAGCAAAGUGGUUCGAGUUCAAGAUAUAAUUGAUAAUCAUUCAUCCGAUCUACAAAGGUCUCUCCCACACGUAACCAUCAACAACACAUAUCCAAUUAUUGACGUAAAGAUUGAAGAAACUAAAACAAUUCAAUUUUCGCUACAAGAAGACAGCGACGCCUACAACGAUGUUAAAAUUCUGUUAUUUUCCCCGAAUAUCGCCAUAAACAAAAGUCAAGGAUUUAUUGAGAAUCAGAUGAAACGAGAUGACAAUGGAUUAUGGUUUCAUCAAAUUCAAACGAGCAUUCCUUUGAAGUACAAUGAUGUUAUUGAAUAUUGGGUAUAUGUAGAGAAUUCGCACGUUAGCUUCUUCUCAAACGGAGUAUUUAAAGUUCAAGACAUUGCAGCGUCAUUCAAUGAAGAGACGACUACACCAGCAUCAGCAACAACAACAACGAGUACGACAACAGAAAUACCAAUAAACUGUGAGGUAUCUGUCAGUACGGUUAAUGGAAAAUCAGUUGGAUGCAAGAAUUCCAUUAUUUUCAAUGAAGAUUUUAAUUCAGAUAAUUUGAAAUAUUGGAAUUUCGACACUAGAUAUCCAUUAGACGACAUGCUAUCAGAUGCUGAAUUUGUUGUCUAUGAGAAGCGUCCUGAAACGUCAUUUAUACGUGACGAUAUGUUGAGUUUGAAAGCAGAAUCACUUAAACGCUUAUUAGGUUUUGAUGAUGUGCGCAUACGAGUUGGAAAUUACAAACUCAAGGAACGAUGCACACCGCUUACAAAUGAUGUUGAAUUAGAGUGUGAAAGACAGGCCAGAUUUGGUUAUAUUUUGCCUCCGGUCACAUCAGCAUAUUUAACUACGCGUAAUAAAUUCUCAUUUAUGUAUGGAAAAGUUGUGGCACGAGUGAGAGGACCAGUUGGAGAUUGGCUUUACGGACAAAUCACGCUUCAACCACAACAAAAGUUAGACGAGAAAUCCAAUGAAGUAUCAAAUAUCACCUCGCAGCACUUAAAAGUAUUUUUCUCUAGAGGCAAUGAAAAUCUUAAAGACGAUACGGAAGAAGUUGGUGGAAGGACUGUCUAUGGAGGCGCAAUUUUAUCAAAAAAUCCCAAAAAUAAUCUCAAAUGGCUUAAGAUGAAAAACUUUCCAAGCACACAUCUUGGCAAUGAUUUUCACAUCUAUGAGUUAUUAUGGACACCAUCAGAAAUUUCCCUUUCAAUCGAUGGCAUAAAGUACGGUUCAUUAAACACAAAUUUGAGGGAGUCAGCGAUGGCAGCAAGAAUUAAAUCAGCCGUAAAUUGGGCAAAUAACGGACCGUUUGAUAAAGAGCACUUUAUAUCCAUAAAUUUGGCUGCUGGUGGUGUGAAAAAUUUCUACUCGUUCAACUCGACGUUGUUAAAUGGAAUUGCGCUGGAACCAAAGCCAUGGAAUGAUACAGAUCCCAGAGCUCUACUCAACUUUUACCUUGCACAUGAUAAAUGGUAUCAAACAUGGAAACGACCAUCUCUAGAUGUUGAUUAUAUAAAAAUUUAUGCUGUUUAG